ACUAAUAAUAGACCCGUCCUUGUCAAGCAGCUAUGGGCAGUCAAGUUAUGAAUAAUGUUUUGAUGAUAGAAUGACUAAAUUACUCCGUCAAAUUAUGAGUUUGAACUUGGUACUGUUCCCGUUGGUAGUUUUCAGGACUAGAUCUGUCGAUAGCGAUCGAAUUCGAUAAAUAGCAACAAGGAAUUUAUACUGUCCUCCCUGUCGUCUGACUUGUUUGUGUUGUGAAGUGACUGAGUUGUGAGACUUAGCUCUGGUGUGGCAUGAGAGCGUCCAACAUGACCGGUGCGCGGAAGCAACGAGCGAGGAUGGAAUUGGCGUUGCUUUAUGGUGUUUCAUGUAUCCUGAUCAUUACAGGAUCAGCAGAUGCACUGUGUAAUGCUUGCAACUGCACGGCUCUUGGGAACUCAACUAGAGAAACAAUCAAAGCAGACAACGACUCGAAUGGUGAUACAUGUUCAUGUACAAUCACAUGUUCUGCAGGUUUCCAACGAAAUAGCGUCAGUUACAUUGCAAUGUGUGUGGAACAGGAAUGGGACAGAGAUGGAUCAUGUGACAUAGAAUCUUCGGUUUUCAUCGCCGCAGCUAUUAUGUUAGUCGUCAUUUUAAUCUUCGGUCUUUGCGUUAUUCUCCUGUGUAAAAGGAGUAAACGCGAACGCAAAAUGUAUAACUAUGACAUAUCCCUCGAUACAUCUGAGGUCAUAGACGGGCACCACGAAGGUGAGGUCAACAUCGGCAUGGAUGAAAUACCAUCAAGUCCACGAGUCAUUGUUAUAGAAGACCUGGACGGCACGGAUGAUGAUGAGGCAGGGAACACGACUCCGUCCGAUUCUACGGUGCCAGUGGACGUACACUCUGGUAGCGAUUUUGCACACGAGGACAUGCUUGGCGGGUACGGGGUGGUCGGGGAGGACCCCUUGACGCCAUCGGACCCGGUAGCAGGCAGCAGCACCGAGCAACUCAUCGACAAGACCCGGGAUGAACCAGACGGACAGGCGUCUCUUGACCCGUCUCCGUACGGAACCAUCGAUUACACCUUCACUCGCAACCGUGACUCAGACACGACUAUCGGCGGCAGCGUCAAAGUCAAACCGGUCACCGAGCCUCCUUCCGUACUCUCGGAAAAAUUCGCCUCCGUCCGGAAAUACGGACCAAAAGAAUCCGAGGUCGACGUCGAUGCGCUGUACGCUAAGAUCAACCGCGUGAAGCGAGCGUCGAGCCGUUGGCCACCGGGACCAAAGGACAAGAAGCCGGUACCGACUAAAGGCUGGAAUCACGUCGAUGAUGCGUGGAACGAGAGUGAGAAAUAUCCAACCGAACCAGCCACUGGGGAGAGAAUCAAUGAAGAUAUGUAUGCUGAGGUGAAUCGAGCAACUCGAGGUAAUGUCCGCUCCUCAAACCAAGACCCAUCAACCGCAACGAAAAUGCCCCCUAAAGUUGCCCCGAAGCCGAAAUCGCAGAAGGCUAAACAUUACAAACCUCCACCAGCUGGUGUUGAUGACAGCGCCCUCUAUGCCAUGGUAAACAGAUCGCGGCCCUCCUCUAAGAACAGUAUCCUUGAUAGUGCUUUUGAACUGCCCCCUCCUCCUCCUCCUCCUCCUCCUCCUCCCCCUCCUCCUCCCCCUCCUCCUCCAGGGGUUGGCGGUAUGUACGCCCAGAUCGACAAAGACCGGAACUCUAGAGAGGAUCUGGCUAAGGUUGGCGUCACCGAUGACGAUAAGGGUUGAGUAAUAAAAACGAAGUAAGUAGGGUUUUCGGUGGCACCCGUUGUACUCGUGAGUAGUGGUGCAUUUGAGAAGAGCUGGUUUGUACUGCUCUGGACACCUAACUACUCGUAUAUGAGGAUGACGUUUUGCAUUAAAGGCAGUGGACACUAUUGGUAAAUACUCAAAAUCAUUAUUAGCAUAAAACCUUAGUGACGAGUAAC
Molecule: messenger RNA, 1924 nt
Organism: Asterias rubens (European starfish)
Lineage: Eukaryota; Metazoa; Echinodermata; Asteroidea; Forcipulatida; Asteriidae
Product: actin cytoskeleton-regulatory complex protein PAN1-like
Exons: 4
Coding region: 261-1724 (487 amino acids)
Source: RefSeq, a predicted model, not a curated record